Hemibagrus wyckioides is the source of this 3609-nucleotide messenger RNA. It is a transcript of the gene tom1, whose product is annotated as target of myb1 membrane trafficking protein. The record is from RefSeq and is a predicted model, not a curated record. Gene Ontology annotation, biological process: signal transduction. Gene Ontology annotation, molecular function: phosphatidylinositol binding; ubiquitin binding; clathrin binding. Gene Ontology annotation, cellular component: membrane; endosome. The transcript is spliced from 15 exons. Bases 117 to 1415 code for a protein of 432 amino acids. NCBI's taxonomy places the organism in Eukaryota, Metazoa, Chordata, Actinopteri, Siluriformes, Bagridae.
GAGUUUCCAGCUCGCCGGGUGAAACCCCUUACAGAAGAAGGAGUGUUUGUUUAUUUUUAUUUCGGUGUCGUCAGGUGUUCGUCAAAAAAAUCUGCUGCUGAGACUUCACAGACAAUAUGGAGUUUUUAAUAGGAAACCCUUUUGGUACACCUGUAGGUCAGCGAAUAGAAUAUGCCACAAGUUUGCAGUCUGAAGACUGGGGACUCAAUAUGGAGAUCUGCGACAUCAUCUGUGAGACAGAAGAUGGCCCUAAAGAUGCAAUGAGAGCAAUAAAAAAGAGGAUUGUGGGCAAUAGAAAUUUUAAAGAGGUCAUGCUGACAUUAACAGUUCUGGAGGCCUGUGUGAAAAACUGUGGCUACCGGUUCCAUCUCCUAGUGUCUUCCAGAGACUUUGUAGAAGGGGUUUUGGUCCGAACUAUUUUAGAUAGAAACGAACCUCCUUUCGUUGUUCGUGACAGAAUACUGAGUAUUAUACAGGCCUGGGCUGAUGCAUUCCGUAGCUCUCCAGAUUUGACCGGUGUAGUUUAUGUGUAUGAAGAUCUCAGGAGAAAAGGAGUUAAGUUUCCUGUGGCUGAGUUGUGCAGUCCAAUUCACACCCCUAGCAAGGUGAAAAAGUUGACGUCUGAACUGAAAACUGUUUACAGUAACCUUAAAGUGAUGUCAGAAAUAAUGAGUUGUCCGGAUGUCAGGAAUCCUGGGCGCAAUCAGCAGUCAAAUACAGAACUCCUGAAGCAGUUGUACUCCACAUGUAAAGAGAAGCAGGACCAAAUAGUUCAUCUCAUUCCCAGAGUAACUGACGAGAAACUGGUAGAGCAGAUGUUGGUUGCUAAUGAUGACAUGAACACAACCUUCACAGAAUAUCACAGUUUUGAGAAGCGUCUCAGCAGGCAGAAUUCUAAACAGUUGGCUGCCAACCUCAUUGACCUCGAAGCACCUUUUAAACCACAAUGCCAAUCACAACUGGAAACUCCUGUAUGUGAACCAAUCAGUCAAACAGUCAGCAGUCUGUCAAGUCACAUGUCACAUCUGAGCACAGAGGAUAAGGAAAUUAUUCAGAGACAUGAUUCACCAGAGAACCUUCAAGAUGGGGAGAGUGUAUUAGAUGAACUGGCAGCAGGAAGCAGUCAGGUACACAGUGCUGGAGGGGAUAAGAGCCUAGACUCCACCCUCCUUGGCUCCUCACCCCAGUUUUAUUGGAUGGUGGAAAAGGGAAUGAUUCCUGUCAAUCAGAGUGACAUGAUGGAGAAUAUUGAGCAGUGGCUUGAUGUAGAUGAUGUGGAUGAUGAUGAUGACUUGGAAGAUGGGGGUGUCACAAGUGAAGAGUUUGAUAAGUUUUUGGCAGGCAGAGCGAAAGCAGCCGAGCGUCUUCCCUCGGUGAAACCUUCAUCUAAUGAUCACAUGCCCUCACGACCAUAGUUCUUUACAGGAGCACAGUCAUCAACCCACCGUCAACAAUAUGUAGCAUAAACUUCAUUGGUUUGUGCCAUUAUGCUUUAUGUAAGGGGAUUUAUAUUGUAUUUAUAUGGUGCUGUAUCAUCUGUCCUUCUUGCACAUUUUUAAACUAUAGGGUCAUGUCGUUGUUAUAAUCUAGUUUAUAUUGUUUUGGGUUUUUUUCCUCACAUGGGUACUGUGUAGUGUCAUAACAUGAAUUUGAAAUGUUCCACUGACGGUUUAUUGGUUUGUAGAUUUCAACUGGCUAUUAGAGGUUAUCCCAUUACGGUUAUCUGGAACACAGAACAAACUAUUAUUUUAAUGUAUAAGUUAUAUGCAGUUCUCACAAACAAAAAGCAUUACAAAUACAAAGUUCACUCUGCUUCAUUCUUAAGUUUGGGUUAAUGUUGGUGGGUUUCCUCAGUUCUCAGAUAUCUUCCUACCUCCCAAAAACAUGCUGUACUGACUAUACUAAAUUGCCUCUAGGUGUGAAUAAGUGUAUGAAUGUGGUUCUCUGUGAUGUACUUGUGACUUAUUUAGGGUGCAAUCCUGCUCUCAUGUCCAGUGUUCCUGGGAUAAAACCAUUAGGAUGGAUGGAUGAAUGGGUGGGUGCAUGGAUGUAUGGAUGGAUUUGAAGGGAUGGAUGGGUGGGUGGGAGUAUGGGUGGAUGAAUUAUUGGAUGGAUGGAUGAGUGGGAGUAUGGAUGGAUGGAUGGAUGAGUGGGAGUAUGGAUGGGUGGAUGGAUGGGUGGUAGGAUUCUAUUACAAUGUCUGCCAACUCUAGUCAUUGUCAUCUGCAAGUGGAGCUCUAACGCACAUCCAGGCUCAGUAUAGGUGGUGCCAUAUCUGCCAAGGAGUGUUGUGUAACGGACUACAUGCUGAAUUAUAUCUGAUAUCUGAUUACAACAAAGGAUUCGUUUGAAAAUACACUUAAUUGAACGAGUUACUUUUUUAUGGAUUACUUGGUUACAUUUUUAAUCAGUAAUUUAUUGAGAAUGCCCUUAAACUGUCUUAUGUCUAUGUCACUAAUGUCAGAGAGUUGCCUAGUUAUCUGCUAGCUAUCUACUGCAAUAUUAAUUGAUUGUCUAUUUCAUCACAUUGCUUUCCUAUUUAUUUAACUUCCACCAUGCAUUUAGUAAUCUCAGCUAAUAACAGAAGGCGGUGUAACUUUUCUGUAGACAAAUGGCUAGGUUCAGGUUGCUCUAGUGUACCCUUGAGUACAAGAUUGUUUUGAGUUUUAAGCUGAUUCUUUUUAUAUAGAUUGGUGUAUAGGUGAAAUCAUUUAACAAAGCACAAAGUUCACAUUCUUCAUUUUCAAAACAGACACUGUGUUCAGGGAGUGUUACAUAUGAGACCUGUAAAGCUGCUUUGAGACAAUGUACCCCCCAGAAAGUUAACUAGCCAACUAGCUGGUCUGCAUGUUGCAUGUUUAUUUGUAGAUCCAAAAAUUAGUUCUGUAAGUGUAAUUAAUAUUAAAUCCAUAUUAAACAAAUAGUUAUUUUUCAAAAUUCUAAUGGUUUAAAAGGUACAUGUUCAAGAAGAACUUUUUAUUUUAUUUUAUUUUAUUUUAUUUUAUUUUAUUUUAUUAUGGCACAUGGAAAUGUAAAACAUUGUAGAAUGUUAAUAUACAAUGUAUAUAAUUAUAUGUAUGGGGGGUGAAUAAGCCAUGCUUUUAGAUGAAUUCUGUCAUUUUAUUUUCUUCUAAUGAAAGGAGUGUUAUUCUACAUUCUCAGUACUUAAGGUUAUAUUACCUAAAAUAUAAUGAGCGGGUAAACUAUAUGCAUGUUAUUAAUAGUUGCUAAUGUAUUUCUAAUUGCGCACAAGAAUAUGAAGCCAAUAAAUCGAUUAGAUUCAAGGCAGUCCAAAAUAAAUCCAAGAGUUCUCAGACUAUACUCCACUAACAUGAUUUGUCAGUAAUCUCCCCAAUACCGCUGUCAAUCCCCUUCAGUCAGGCACCUGGAAAAGUUAUUGAAGUUAAGGCAUUUUUAAAAGUUUCAUUAAUCAGUAAUUAUGGACUCCAUAUAGGUGAAAUGUAAUCAAGCAAAGUGGAGACGAAGAGUUCAACUGGGGCGAGUGGUUAUGUUUUGUGUUGUGAAAGUUUGAUAGUUUGUAUGGUUUGGAUUUGUACAAGGUUAUAAAAUAUUGUAUGUUAUAGUACAUUAAUAAAAUAUCUGAAAAUC